AUGAAUUUUAUAAUUUCAUUUCAUCAAAUCCGCCAUUUUGUUUGCUAAGUGAGGUAUCUGGAUUCUGAAAUCACUCAUUAAGUAUCUGUUUAGUGCUCUACCUUGUAUUCUAAAUAGUUUCGUGCCUAAAAUAGAUAUUUAAAAAUAGCUUGAAAUGUCUGAUCGAAAGAAACUACUGGAAGAACUUCGUGUUAUAGAUUUGCGCGCCGAGUUAGAAAAACGUAACCUAGACAAAAGUGGGAUUCGAAGCGUGCUUAUUCAACGCUUAUCGAAGCAAUUGGAAGAAGAAGGCAACGAUCCAGCAACUUACAAAUUUGAUUUGGGGGCUACUGAAAAUAAAACUCCAACCAAACGAACACGGCGAGCUGAAAGUUUAUUAGAGCCUGACGUAGAGGAUUCUCCUGCAAUGGAGGAUAUGAUUGUUCGGGAUGCGGAGGUUGGAGAUGAAGACCAAUCUGAAUCAAAUGGAGAACAAACUAAAAAGGAUGAUAGUAUGGAAGUGGAUGAAACCGAAAAAGCAUCUCGUAAACGAGAUAUAAAAGACGCAGCGGACUCUACGGAAGCGAAGAAGCCAUGCUUCGAUAAAGACAUAAGGCUUGAAGAAGAUCCCAAAGCUGAAAAUAAUACAGAUGGUGAAGAUAGUAUCAAUUUGGACAUAGGAGAUGAUGAGUUACUCAAUGAAGAGACUGAUAGCACUGAUAAAAUCAAUAAAGAUGAUGCUGAUCACGAGGAGGCUGCUGAGAUGGCUGACAACACUUCAACUCUUAAUGAUGAAGCGGCAGAGGACAGCAUACCAAGUAAUGAAAGUCAAGACGAAAUCACCGUAGCUGCUACCACUAGCAUUAAUGAGGAUGAAAAGAAAGGGAAAACUGAAAAAGAUGUCAAACACAAACAGGAAGAGGGGGAUAAAAAGGACAAAAAAGAGGAGAAUAAAGAGAGUGGGGCCCGUAAUCUUUGGGUCAGUGGAUUGUCUGGUGAUACCCGUGCAAAGGAUCUAAAGCAACUUUGUAGCAAACAUGGAAAGGUUAUUGGAGCCAAAGUUGUAACAAAUGCUCGGACACCGGGAUCACGGUGCUAUGGUUACGUGACGAUGGUUAGUCCUCAAGAUGCUGAGAGCUGUAUUAAAAAUUUACACAGGACAGAACUGCACGGUCGCAUGAUAUCAGUAGAAAAAGCAAAAUCAGAAUCUGAGUCAUCAUCUCGGCGACAAACGUCGGCGAAUCGAGCUGAUAGACGACCGAGUAAAGAGCAGAAGGAAGAAACUAAGGAAAAUGAGGAGAACAAAGAAACUGCUGAAGCAGAAGAGGGCAAAGAAAAGAAAGACGGUGAUGUGUCUGGUGCUGAAAGUCAACGGUCUGCAUCUAGGACUAGAGAGAAGUCACUUCGUUCAGAAAAAGAAAGAGCCAACCGCAGCACCAAGAGUCGAGACAGAAGACGAUCACCUAGGGAAGUUUUGUCAUUCUCAAAAAUUUGGAAAGAACGUGACGUAGCGCGAGCUCGAGAACGUUCCCGGAUGGCACGUGAAGAGGAAAGGAGACGCAGGGCGGCUGAAGAGGCGCUGAGAGAAAGGGAAAGACGGCAAAGAGACGAGAAACGGCGGCUCGCGAUUGAGAGAGAGAAGCUGAGAAGUGAGAGAGAAAAAAUUGAACGUGAGAAGAAUGAGUUGUUGCGGCUGGAAAGAGAAAGACAUCGGUUGGAAAGAGAGAAACUUGAACUGGAAAGACUUGAAUUGAAGAGAGAACAACUGCGGUUAGAGGAGGAGCGUCGCAAGCGCGGAUACGAGAGUAGCUCGUACCGCAAGCCGGGUUCGCCGCCAGAGCCUACCUACGAGCGAGACACGCGCCACAAGCGUCCACCACCUCCCACCAUGUCGUCUCGUAGCGGUCCGUUCGAGGCGCCGCCACCGCCGCGCUUCGAACUCCAAUCCGGGUAUGAGCGCAACGUGGACAAGCGUGAGCGAGACAGGGAAUACAAGCGCGAGUACCCACGUCACGUCUCCAAUGCUAACAUGAAAUACACAAGUAAUGGCAACGCUAAUGAUGAAACCAGGCAACCAAUGCCACCUGGAACCAGACCAAAGGACCCGAGCAGGUCAUAUGAAGCCCGCGACAGUCGUCCAUACCGAGUGUCUCCAUCCGGUAAACCAGAGCCGAGAAACUGGAACCAAUCUAACCGGUACUCUGAAAGUGCCACUGCCAGUAAAGGCGGUAGCGGAGGCGACGGCUCGUGGUCGAAUGCGGCGAGUGGUGCGGCUGAGACGCGGUAUGGAUCGUACGAGACGCGCUAUCAACCCGCUUAUCAACCGCCACCGCCCGGCGCCACGUAUCCCGACCGUUACCCCGCCGCCCGCGAGUACGCUCGCAAGUACUAACCGAAUCCAGAGCAAUUCAUGUAUGUGUAUUCAGAGUCGAUUAUUCUUAAUUUUUCUGCGGAACGGUGAAGAAAGUAUUUUUUUUUGCAUUCCUGCAAUGGACUAGACACAGGAGUCAUUGUAUCUGAUUUUUGGGGACACUUGACAUAAACUAUUUUCGUGUGUUGAUUUAGUUAAGAUUUAAUAAUUAUAAGCUUUACUUACUUUGUAAUAUAUAAAUGAAACAUGUAAUAAAAAUUCUAAAAUAA
This is a messenger RNA of Leptidea sinapis, 2619 nucleotides long. It is a transcript of the gene Saf-B, whose product is annotated as scaffold attachment factor B2. Gene Ontology annotation, biological process: regulation of mRNA processing; regulation of transcription by RNA polymerase II. The transcript has 18 exons. The coding region runs from base 155 to 2371 and encodes 738 amino acids. Gene Ontology annotation, molecular function: sequence-specific DNA binding; RNA binding. The record is from RefSeq and is a predicted model, not a curated record. Gene Ontology annotation, cellular component: nucleus. Lineage: Eukaryota; Metazoa; Arthropoda; Insecta; Lepidoptera; Pieridae.